UCACCACCAAACCAACAAGUAAAGAAAUAAAAUUUAGCAUUUUCUCUCUCUGGGUUUCUAAUUACCUCGAUCGACCAUGGAUCCUAAAGUCUCUGCCUUUAUGGUUUUACUUUCACUGGCGGUGGCUGCCGUUGCGUAUGAUCCCGACAUGCUCCAAGAUCUUUGCGUCGCGGAUCCCAGUUCAGGGACGAAGGUGAAUGGGUUCCCAUGCAAGCCGGAGACGAACGCGACGGCGUCGGAUUUCUUCUUCGCCGGGAUAGCCAAAGCCGCCGUCGUAAACAACACGAUGGGGUCCGCCGUGACGGGAGCCAACGUGGAGAAGAUCCCGGGGCUCAACACACUCGGCGUCUCGCUGGCGCGUAUAGACUACGCGCCGGGAGGGCUGAACCCGCCGCACACGCACCCACGCGCCACAGAGGUCAUAUUCGUGGUGGAGGGAGAGCUCGACGUCGGGUUCAUAACGACGGGGAACAAGCUGUUCGCGAAGACGGUGAAGAAAGGAGAGGUGUUCGUAUUCCCGAGAGGGCUCGUCCAUUUCCAGAAGAACAACGACUUGAAGAAUCCGGCGUCGGUGAUAUCGGCCUUCAACAGUCAGUUGCCGGGGACUCAGUCGAUAGCCGCGACGCUUUUCACGGCGACUCCUCCGGUGCCGGAAAACGUUCUGACGACGGCGUUCCAGAUUGGGAAUAAGGAGGUGGAGAAGAUCAAGUCCAAGCUUGCUCCCAAGAAGAGUUGAAUGAUGAAAGGUUGGUAAUGGUUACACGUAAGUGAAUUGAAGGAGAAGUUUUAUUUUACAAAUACUUUUACCAAAUGGUUGAUCACAUUUGAUUUGAUUUUGCAACGUUGAAUAAAGUGGGUUCCUUUCAGUAUUUAAUUCCUCAGUAUCUUUGGUUUAAUUCGUGUACUGUUGUCGAAGGAUAUGUAUAUGUAUCUAUACCAUUUCUGUCUAGUAAAAUAAAUUUAAUUUUAGCAUA
Tarenaya hassleriana is the source of this 974-nucleotide messenger RNA. RefSeq names its product germin-like protein subfamily 2 member 4. NCBI's taxonomy places the organism in Eukaryota, Viridiplantae, Streptophyta, Magnoliopsida, Brassicales, Cleomaceae. Gene Ontology annotation, cellular component: plasmodesma; cell wall. The record is from RefSeq and is a predicted model, not a curated record. Gene Ontology annotation, biological process: plasmodesmata-mediated intercellular transport; regulation of root development. The coding region runs from base 77 to 736 and encodes 219 amino acids. Gene Ontology annotation, molecular function: manganese ion binding. The transcript is spliced from 2 exons.